UCAGCUGAGUAGAAAAAAGCAUGAGUUCUAAGCCAUUCCCUAUGUUAAUCUUCAUCCUCAAAACCUAUAUUUUAAUCUCCCUUUUAACUCUCAAAGCAACUGCAAAUGAAACCAUAGAAAUAGGUGCAAUUGUUGACAUAAAUUCCCGUAUUGGGAAGGAACAGAAAACAGCCAUAGGUAUAGCAGUUGAGAAUUAUAACCAUGACAAAAGAAACCACAAGCAGCUUAUAACAGUUCAUUUUAGGAACACCAGCAAGGAUGCAGUUGAGGACCUUUCCACAGCUGAAGAUCUUGUUGAGAAAAACAAUGUCAAGAUGAUAGUUGUAGGCAUGCAGACUUGGGAAGAAACUGCUUUAGUAGCUGAUAUUGGGAAAAGGCAUCAAGUUCCAAUUACCUCUUUUGUUACAGCUUCCUACACACCAGAGUUGGUGCAGCUAAAAUGGCCUUUCUUGGUGCAAAUGAGUUCAAGUAGCUUGGAACAAAUUAAUUGUAUAUCUGCUAUUGUUCGUUCGUACCUGUGGAGGAAAGUCAUAAUAAUUUAUGAAGAUGACAUGUAUAGUGAUUCUAGUGUCCUUGCAGUUUUAUCUGAAACACUUAAAGGUGAUGGUGCAGAAAUAGAGCAUCAAGUAAUUCUUCCACAAACCUCUUCUCUAUCCGAUCCAAGGGAAGUUGUUCGACGAGAGGUUGUGAAGUUACUAAGGAAACAAUCAAGGGUAUUUGUCGUUCUUCGCUCAUCAGUAUCCACUGCAAGUCAUUUGUUUAAAGAAGCCAAAGAGAUUGGACUUAUGGGAAGAGAUUCAGCUUGGAUACUUGCAGACUCUCUCGCUGAUCUCUUGGAUUCUGUUCAUACCCCCUUUAUUUCAUCUAUCCAAGGAGCUUUAGGAAUCAAAACUCACUACUCAGAAGCCACUAAGUCUUUCCAAGAUUUUAAAGGUCAAUUCCAAAAGAUUUUCCUGUCUGAGUACCCUAUGGAAGAUCACUCAGAGCCUGGAAUUCAUGCUCUAAAAGCAUAUGACAGUAUCACAGCUUUUGCUAUGGCUGUGAACAAUUUGGGUACAAAGACUUCCAAUGACUCAAAGUUACUGAAAAACAGAAUUCUUUCGAGCAAUUUCACAGGUUUGAGUGGCCAAGUUAGCUUUGUUGAUGGAGCAUUGUCACACCCUUCAACAUUUAGGAUUGUAAACGUCGUAGGAAACAGGUAUAAAAGACUUGGCUUUUGGUCAUCAAAGGUUGGGUUCUCGGAAGUUGUUGAAGCUGAAAAUGGGGGGAGAAUCCAAGUUAAUGGUUCCCAUACCAUGAAGUCUAGUGAGGUAAAGUGGCCGGGGGAAUUGAACCGUGUCCCAAAAGGGUGGGCAAUGCCUACUGAUUCAAAACCAUUAAUCAUUGGUGUUCCAGGGAGAACCACUUUUGAGAAAUUUGUAAAGGUUGAAAAGGUGGCAAAUUCAAAUGAAAGGAAGUAUAGUGGUUUCUGUAUUGAUCUUUUCAAAGAAGUACUUAAAAUUUUGGAGCAAAAUUAUACACUACCUUAUGAAUUUGAACCAUAUGAUGGCUCAUAUCCUGACCUGGUUCAGCAAGUUAUUAAUAGGAGGUAUGAUGCUAUUGUUGGAGACAUGACGAUAUUAGCUGAAAGGAUAAAAUACGUGGAGUUCACACAGCCAUUUGCAGAAUCAGGAUUGACCAUGGUGGUUCCAGUGAAGUUUGAUGGAUCGAAGAAGGCAUGGAUGUUCUUGAAGCCUUUCACUAUAAGCAUGUGGAUAGUAACAGGUUCUAUCUUAGUUUACACAAUGCUUGUAGUUUGGUUCAUGGAGCAUCAGUCGAAUCCUGAAUUUAGAGGCCGGUGGAAAGAUCAACUUGGAACUGCAAUGUGGUUUACAUUCUCUUCACUGUUUUUUGCUCACCGGGAAAAAAUCAAGAGCAACUACACGAAGAUUGUAGUCGUAGUUUGGCUUUUCCUGGUCUUUGUGCUGACCUCGAGUUAUACAGCUUCUUUGACUUCAAUGCUGACUGUUCCAAGACUGGAACCAAGUGUGAAAGACAUAAAUUGGAUAAAGAGAACAAACACAACAGUUGGAUGUGAUGGUGAUUCCUUUGUUAAGGAUUAUUUGAGGCAAGUCCUGGAGCUUCAAAAUAUCAAGAACAUUAGCAAUCAGGAAGAUUACCCAAAGGAAUUUGAAAGUGGAAACAUCAAAGCAGCCUUUCUUGAAAUCCCAUAUCAGAAGGUUUUCCUUAGAGAGCAUUGCAACCAGUAUGUUGUAGCUGGUCCUAAUUACAGAUUUGGCGGACUAGCCUUUGUGUUCCAGAAAGGCUCUCCGCUAGCUCGUGAUGUGUCUGAAGCCAUACUGACUCUAACACAAGAUGGUACGCUUAACAGUUUGGAAGAACGUUGGUUUGCUUUGUCAAGGAAUUGUGACAAUGUUGAUGCUAGUAAUGAAACAGAAAGUCUCACCCUAGGGAGCUUCUGGGGCUUAUAUCUAGUGUCUGGUGCAACAUCUACUGUCUGUCUGCUAUUUUUCCUGUGGCGUUUAUGCAGAAGAUCCUGGCAACAGAGUCAAGCAUAUUAUGACAAUGUAGUUCAUCCAUCAACUGAUCAAAGUUUCUGGACAAAGACAGCUAGAAUUAUACGGUAUUACCAAAAGGACAAGCCUGCAGUAUCUUUAAGGAGAGUAACAUCUGGUCGGGCAGCAGGGCUCGGGGUAGAGGAGAGAGGGGCUUCGUCAAGGUGGCACUUGGUGAGUCCUUCAGACGCUGCACAGGUUUUUGAUGGCUCUUCCCAACAUCCUCAAUCUUCCCUAGAAAUGGGGAAUUUAAGGUCGGAAUGAAGUAGAAUUAUUCAGAUUGUAACAAAAUGUCUAAUAUAUACUAGACUCAGUGUAGGUUCGUAUACUAAUUUCUCGUAGGUAUUUAAUGAUUCCUCAAUUAUCCAUUUAAUGAUUUUGACAGACUUAUAAAUUGUAGACUAGUGUAUUCUUUGGUUAGGUUUGAGUAACACUGUCAGAAAGCUAAUUUCAUGCACAGUAGUUGAAGGGCAUCUAUUUCUGGUAUUAAGAGAGUGCACUUAACAUUUUGGCUC
This is a messenger RNA of Nicotiana tabacum (common tobacco), 3070 nucleotides long. Its product is annotated as glutamate receptor 2.9. The record is from RefSeq and is a predicted model, not a curated record. Gene Ontology annotation, cellular component: membrane. Lineage: Eukaryota; Viridiplantae; Streptophyta; Magnoliopsida; Solanales; Solanaceae. Gene Ontology annotation, molecular function: ligand-gated monoatomic ion channel activity.